Molecule: messenger RNA, 1796 nt
Organism: Nezara viridula (southern green stink bug)
Lineage: Eukaryota; Metazoa; Arthropoda; Insecta; Hemiptera; Pentatomidae
Source: the annotation of a GenBank genome assembly
AGGUAAUUAUGUCGCUACUCGUGUUAGUGGCGGUUAUCAACAUUUUCUAUGCUCACGUCACAACUAAGGAGAUAGAGAAAGAAGAUGACAGAACGACAUAUGUAUGCUUUCAAGGAAAUUGUGUUGCAAAAAUUACCCUCGAUGGCCUGAACAAAAGUACAAAUUCUACAACAUUUCAAUCAAUGGAAAACUGCCGAUUGCUAUGUGGGAAAUAUGGUAAUCUUUGGCCUUUACCUACACUGGCUGGUGAACUUGGGAGUGAAUUAGUGCCGGUCAGCCCGAAAAAAAUGUAUCUCACAAAGGAAUGUUGUGGAGGAGAAGUUGAAACUUUUAUGAAUGAGGUUUUUGAAAUAUUCCGCGAUAAUUUAGUAACCGAAUGUGGGGGAGACCCAAUCGCUCCAUCGAGUGUGGCUGUUAAUGUAAGAUAUAAAGUAUCUGAAGAAAAUCUCGUACUUAAUAUGACAACAAAUGAAGAAUACAAGCUGCGAGUUUCACAUGUACCUGGUAACAAUAUUGAUGUUGAGAUUGUUGCAAAGACUGUAUUUGGAGCAAGGCAUGCUUUGGAGACUCUCUCCCAACUGACUGGCAGGCGCCGCAGUCCCAAAUCAAUCUGUAGCGUGUAUAUGAUGACGUCAGCACUAAUCAGGGACAAGCCAGUCUUCGGACAUAGAGGUGUUCUUAUUGACACCUCUAGGCACUAUAUUCCAAUGGCCGAUCUCGAAAGAACAAUCAGAGGUAUGGCAGCGAACAAACUUAAUGUUCUUCAUUGGCAUGCCACUGACACCCACAGUUUUCCCCUUGCUCUCAGCAAAGUUCCUGCUUUAGCAGAGUUGGGAGCAUAUUCACCAAAGGAAGUGUAUACUGAAAAAGAUAUAAAAUAUCUAGUCGAUUAUGCAAAAUUCAGAGGUGUCAGAAUUCUAAUGGAGAUUGAUUCACCAGCUCAUGCAGGUAAUGGUUGGCAAUUUGGUGAACAAGAAGGUCUUGGAAAGUUAGUUUUAUGUCGAAACAGUCCUCCUUGGCAAGCAUCCUGUGUCCAACCACCUUGCGGUCAAAUGAAUCCUGCAAAUGAUAAUUUAUACAAAGUUUUAGGUGGGGUUUAUAAAAAUUUGCAAGAUUUGAUUCCAAGUGAGGAUAUUUUUCAUAUGGGAGGUGAUGAGGUCCAUUUAGGAUGUUGGAACUCAUCUGAUGAAAUAAUAAAUUAUAUGAGGCUUCGUAAAUAUCCUAGGACCACCGAAGGGUUUAUGCAGCUAUGGACUGAAUUUCAUAAAAAAGCACUUCAAACCUGGGAUGCAGCUAUCGGGCAUUCUAAUACAAAAGUUGUGCUAUGGACUAGCGAUCUAACCAGACCUGAAACUAUCACAAAUUCCUUAGAUAAAGAUAGGUAUAUAAUUGAAGCUUGGACUAGUCAAUUUGAUAGUAUUCCAAGAGAACUCAUAGCUUUAGGUUAUGGGUUGAUUUAUGCUAGUACAGAUGUUUGGUAUUUAGACCAUGGCUUUUGGGGAAAUACAUUGUAUCAUAAUUGGAAAAAAGUCUACGAUUACAAGAUUCCAGAAUUUCCUAAAGUUUUAGGAGGAGAAGUUUCCCUUUGGAGUGAGUAUGCAGACUCUAACAAUAUGGAUACCCGUAUAUGGCCUAGGGCAUCGGCCUUAGCUGAAAGGUUAUGGUCCUCUCCGACGACUGACUCGAGCGUGGCCACGUAUCGCCUGCUUGAGAUGAGGGAAAGGAUGAUAAGAAGGGGAAUAGCAGUGGAUCAAAUCAUACCUCAAUGGUGUUAUCUCAAUGAAGGACUGUGUUAG